AUGAUCGUCGUUGUCAAAGCUACGAGUUCACGGCCCUACAAUGCUGGCUUAUCGCCGACUCCGCCUCCAAGACUUGAAGCCAGAGACAGCCUUACCAGUAGACCAACCAAUUUCUGCGGCUACUACACUCUCGAGGAAGACAAAUUAAUUAGAACACACCAAUGUCCGCCGAAUGAGGCUUGCAAGAUAUCUGACGGGUUCAUCGGCUGCAAUAAUAUCGCGUAUUCGGUGUGCGCGAACGCACGGGAGAUCCAGGGUUGUCAAUCUGGGAAGACAGUCGGCGCCGGCACACUUUGUUGUCGCGAAACUUCCGGCUGGGUGCCGGCAUGCCAGACAUAUGUCCGAGACGAUGCCGAACUGGGAAUCAAGAAAUUGUAUGGAUGCCGCGAUGUUGCGCUCGCCUGGGAUAAGACGGUCACCUUGCACUGGGCAACGAGUUUACUGGUUCAGAUAGACUCUAUCACCCUACCUGCGCCAUGUACGACAACCACCGGAAGCAUCUUGGCUGCUGGAUCUUCUAUCGAGGCCCGGACAUCUGAAGCUCCGGCGAUAUCUUCCUCUACAACAGAACCUGCGCCCACUUUGCCCUCUGCUUCGGAAUCUUCUGACACAAGCAACGAAAACUCGUCUUCUUCACAAGCUGGGGUCAUUGUGGGAGGUGUCAUAGGCGGUAUUGCCAUUGUAGGCGCCAUCUCGUGCUUCGUCCUUUGGCUUCUUGUCCGGCGACGUCGAAGUCUAGAAGCAAAAGCAGAGACAGUGGGCAGGCGGCUUGAGACACCGAUGGCUGAGCUUCAGGGGGACGAGCCUGAUGAUCCUCAGAACAGGGAGCACGGUGAGUAUCGGCCUACGGCGUUAGUGCCUCCGGCACCGCCGGAGUCGCCCGUCAUCAGAGUGUCGGCGCCGAGGAUCUCGACCGCUUCGGUAUGUAAGACGCCGUCAGGCAAUCAGCUUGGUAGCCCAACUACGCCGGCAGAGCUGGAUUCGUAG
Molecule: messenger RNA, 987 nt
Organism: Colletotrichum siamense
Lineage: Eukaryota; Fungi; Ascomycota; Sordariomycetes; Glomerellales; Glomerellaceae
Exons: 3
Coding region: 1-987 (328 amino acids)
Source: RefSeq, a predicted model, not a curated record